Molecule: messenger RNA, 6075 nt
Organism: Nerophis lumbriciformis (worm pipefish)
Lineage: Eukaryota; Metazoa; Chordata; Actinopteri; Syngnathiformes; Syngnathidae
Source: RefSeq, a predicted model, not a curated record
ACUUACAAUUAGUAGUCACAAUUGUUUUGUAAAAUGAAUGUGUAAAUAGAGUAUCCUAAUUUAGUUCGAGGUAUUUUCAUAUCUAAAGUCACAGUUUAAGUGUAUGUUUCCAAGCUGAAUGCCACAAGACAUGUUAUUCCGCCACGCCAGCAGAGGGAGCACUCCUAUAGGAAAGGAGGAAAAUGGGAGGUGCUUGUUAGUACUUCCGUGUCUCAGUCAGGUCACACCCUGAGAUGACAACGCAAUCAAGCACUUUGUGUCUCGUUUUUAUUCCUAUAAAACAGGUCGGUAAAGUGUGAUAAUAUUAACACAUUUGUCUCCAAGCAAUUAUAAGCGUUUCUGAAAAUAGAAAUAUCGAAGUAUGUUGUUAAAAGUGUGUAUUUGUGAUGAAAUUUGUUAUGUUCAAUAAGCGAUGUCUCCCUUUGUGUGCGAGCGCGUGGUUGGGCGGGAAUGGCGGCGGCAGUGGAGACUUGUUAAAGAUAAACUGUGAUUGUUAAGAAGUAUUAUAGGUAUAGUCAGGUCACACCCUGAGAUGACAACGCAAUCAAGCACUUUGUGUCUCGUUUUUAUUCCUAUAAAACAGGACACACCACAUCGAACACUGGGACCAGGCUACUCAGUGCGAGGCCUGUAACAGAAUUCUGGAGGCACCGCUGGGAUCGGCAUCCGACAAAAGAAGAUGCUGAUCUCCUAAUCUACGAAUCCAAGGCAGACGUGACGGCAGAAGCAAGUUGAAGCAGUGUGCGACUGAGGCAGCAACAGGACCAACGCGUGUGAGAGGGACCUUCGCUGGAGGAGUGCAGCACCGCUUGCCCGAGACAACAAAGCUACAGUCUGUCGUUGAGUAACACAAUCAACAUGGGAGAACGUGUACGUAAAGAGCUGACGUGGGAGGUAAAGAAAAUACUCCACGAGUUGACAGCACAAGAACUUUUUGAAAUUAUUGAGGACAUCACACCGGUAUCAGAUGUUGAUUCUUCUGGGGUAAUUAAGGGUGAUGAAGAGAGUUGUUUUGACUAUAUAUGUACUUACUUAAAUUGUAGGACACUACUAGAGUCAGAAGACCAAGGUAUUUCAUGCUUGCUAUCUCUAAGAGAUACGAUUAAUGACAUCAGAGCCAGUCGUUUCGCCGAAGUCCGUCACGCUAAGCAAACAGAAAGUGUUAUCAUUAACCCACCACCCUUACAACUGACAACUAUGCAACAGGGACAGAGGGACAACAGUGAUGACACAUUGCCACAUGUUUCCGCUGAUUCACAAGCACUCGAGUACCAAAUAUUAAUGGCCAAUUAUGAGUCUUUGGGGAGAAAGAUAUCUGAAUAUGAAACACAGAAGACACGCACGUAUAACGCAACACAUAUGUACGACUCCACAAACAUGCCUACUUUAACUGAUACACGGCAAGCUCAUACCGCCAUGCACACACCCACCUCAGCUGGUACCCAAACACUACAUCAAGCCGCUUCUCACGCUCGCCCUAGUAGUAUGGUUCCUUUACGAGAAAUACCCCUACUUCAGCGUAGAGAAUUUAAAGUUCACGGGGGUCAGGUGGGGGACAGUGUGUCAGAUAUUAGCUACCAUGGACUUUGUAAACAGAUAGAUGAGGGGCUCAAAGCAAGUUACUCUGAAGGUGAAAUCAUCCAGGGCAUCUUCCGUAUUGUCAGACCCGGACAGUUCAAAGAUAUGCUAGUUAACAAGGAUGAUUUAACACUCUGUGAACUCAGAAGCUUUUUGCGCUCCCACUUAAGUGGAAAAAGUGGAAGUGAGUUGUUCCAGGAGUUAAUGAGCACCCGGCAGCUUGAGAGUGAAAGUCCCCAACAGUUCCUGUACAGGAUGAUUGGACUAAAACAAAAAGUGCUGUUUGCAUCUAGACAAGGUAAUAUGGACAUUGAGUAUGAACCUCGUACAGUGCAGAAUGUGUUUUUGCGCACUAUUCUCCAGGGUCUCCUACCCAAAUUUAGUGACAUUCGCACCGAACUUAAACCAAUGUUGUCCGACUAUGCUGUGUCAGAUGAAGCACUAAUUCGGCAUGUGAGCCAGGUGUGCAGUGAAGAGAGUGAGAGGCAGCGAAGACUUGCUCACGGAUCUCGUCAAAAGGUAACACAUGCUCACAGUGCCCAACUUGAGACUGAUAAGGACAUGGAAAAAAUAUUACAGCAUAAGACAAAGAAUAAAAGCAAUGUGAUAGAGGAACUUAGUUCCAAAGUUGAUGCCCUGACAAAACUGGUUGAGUCUCUCACAGCUAACCAAAUGUUAGAACAACCCUGUAGAUGCACAAAUGCCAGACCAAGGCCAAGGCAAACAGCAAGACAAUAUAGCUGCCCCAAGUGUGCUGAAGAAGGCACAAGCCCAUGUCACCAUUGUUUUCUAUGUGGGGAGGUCGGGCACAGAGCUGUUGGCUGUCUCAAGAGGCCUCGUGUCCAGAGUGCUAACCAACCCCCUGCUGAUGUCCACACCAUAAUGAACAGCAGCCCCUGGAGCCCUACAGAGGUGAAGCCACCAGGGGAGAGACCGGCACAUGUAAGAAACAUUGGAAUGUCCUCUCUUCAGUCCAAAGAUACUGAGGUGCGUGAACAAGUAGCCCAGUUAGUAGGGAAGAAAUGCAGGGUCAAGUGCAACAUUAACAAUUUUACAGUUGAAUGUUUGCUUGACACAGGUGCUCAAGUGAGUCUUCUUGAUCGUAAGUGGGUAAAAACUUACCUUCCCGACCAUAAGCCACGCCCAUUAGCAGAUCUCAUAGGGCGUAAACCUCUAAGUGUGCUCGCAGUGAAUGGUGAGCCCUUGCCGUAUGACGGUUGGGUGGGAGUGAAUGUGAGUCUCCCUGAUAAUAGCGACCCAAACCUAUCAAUACAGGUACCCUUCUUAGUAAGUAGUGUGCCCAUGGACCGCCCCCUUAUUGGUUUUAACGUAAUUGAAUGCUUGAUAAUGGGACCGAAGGGUGAGUCUGACUUCAUAUCAGCCCUUGUGACCCUCCUACGUGGAGCCUUAAGCAUUGAGAAUGACAAAGCAAUAGCACUUGUCAGUCUGAUUCAGACACAUGCCUCUCAUGAUAGUGAUGUCAGACAUGGUAUGCUUAAAGUGGGAUUUCAUGAUGUUGUUAUUCCAGCCGGUGCGGUUAGACAAGUAAAGUGCAGGAUUCCACCUAUGUUUGACACAUCAAACCCCCUGGUGCUCUUUGAACCCAAUGAAAAUAACCCACAGUUACAGCAGCUUGAUGUCGGUGACAGUCUCUUGGAGAUCAACCACGCAAAAGUACCCUGCUUGAGAAUCCCCAUAGGCAACCACAACAAGCAUGAGGUCACAUUAUCCUGUAAAACAAUAUUAGGCAGCAUUGAGCCUGUUGUCAAGAUAGUAUCAACUGACGAACCACAGCUGACUGAAACAAAAGUUCCUUUUGAGUCCCCAAAUGCUGUGUCUCAAAACACCAAACAGGAUACAAGAUCUUGUGUGGUGGAGCCAUGGGACCCACCUGUAAACAUUGACCACCUGACAGAGGAACAACAGGAAAUAGCCAAACAACUCUUGCGAGAGGAGGCAGGAGCAUUUGCUCGAGAUGAUAAUGACAUGGGGUGUAUCAGAAGUUUAGAAAUGUCGAUUGCACUUAAAGACAAUACCCCUGUUCAAAAAUCUUAUGCAUCCAUUCCGAAACCCUUGUACAAGGAGGUCAAGGAGUAUAUUGAGGAUCUCCUUGCUAAAGGAUGGAUUGUUAAGUCUAAAUCCCCCUACUCCGCACCAGUCAUUUGCGUGCGUAAAAAGGAUGGGACACUUAGACUAUGUAUUGACUAUCGCCUUCUGAACCAUCGCACAGUCCCUGACCGCCAUCCCCUUCCCAGGAUCCAAGAUCUCACAGACACCCUGGGGGGGUAUACUUGGUUCUCCAUCUUAGAUCAGGGAAAGGCAUACCAUCAAGGGUUUAUUGCAGAAGGUUCACGUCAUCUGACCGCCUUUAUCACCCCAUGGGGUCUAUUUGAGUGGGUACGCAUACCAUUCGGCCUGACAAAUGCGCCAGCCGCAUUUCAGCGCAGUAUGGAGGAAAUGCUUGCACCCCUGAGGGAUGAGUGUUGCAUCCCGUACCUGGAUGACAUAUUGUGUUUUGCAAAGACCUUUGAAGAUCACAUUGAAGUGCUCAGGAAAGUUUUGAGAGCCCUGCAGACGCAUGGAGUGAAACUCAGGCCCACAAAAUGUGACCUUUUUAAAAAUGAAGUGCGGUACGUCGGCCGCUUGGUGUCAGCCGAAGGCGUGCGCAUUGACCCCAAAGACUUGGAAGCUGUGUAUGCCUUGAAGAAUGACCCUCCGACUACAAUCGGAGAUCAACUGAGCGGAGUGGGACAUUCCCGGACGACCCCAUACCACCCUCAGGGUAAUCCGGCCGAGCGCUUUAACCGCACAGUGCUGCAAAUGUUGCGAACCCUGAGUGAGGAGAAGAAGGAAAAGUGGAAAGAUUACAUACCCCAGAUUGUCAGUGCAUACAACAGCACACGUCAUGAAGCAACUGGUUACUCACCUUUCUUCUUGCUUUUUGGGCGUCAUCCACGAUUGCCGAUAGACCUGCUCCUCAGGAUGACUCACCAGGAGGAACCGCAGACAACCAAAAGGUAUGCCGAGAAAUGGGCAAAACGCAUGACAGAAGCUUACAGGAUAGCUUCAGAAAACAGCAAAAAGUCAAGUGCCCGCGGUAAGAAGUACUACGACAAGCAUGCGAAAGGAGUAGUGUUGCAACCGGGAGAUCGAGUGCUGGUACGCAACCUAAGUGAAAGAGGUGGCCCUGGAAAGUUAAGGUCCUAUUGGGAAAACAGCACUUAUGUUGUGAAAGACCAGGUUGGUGACAAUCCCGUGUACAGGGUAGUUUCGGAAAAAGAUGGCAGCAAGUCACGCGUUUUGCAUCGUAAUUUAUUGCAUCUUAUUAAUGACCUACCUGUCAACCUACCAGUAGAGGAAGAGAGAGGAAAGAAGGUACCAGAAAGGAGACCAAGAACAACUCACAUAAAUAUUCCACCUGAUUCAAACAGUGACACAGGCUCUGAUGAUGAUGGCAGUUCUAGCUAUUAUGAGCUAAGAUAUAACUUUUGUACAAAAGACAGACCAGAGGUGGAACCCUCCUUAGUCCCCAAAAUUCAAUCAGGCCCGCUGGAGCUCAGCCAAAUCGCCAACCAAGGACCAACUUUGAGGAAAAGGGACUCAGGAAAUAGGAGACAUGCACCCAUGAAUGGGACAGAAGGACCAGGAAAGAGGGAUCAUUUACGGGACAAUGAUGAACAUAUUUUGGAGGACAUCAGUGAUGGGGAUAUAGAGGGAUAUGAGGGAACUAAAGGAUAUGAACCCAGAAAUCUACCUGUCAUGGAAGAGGGAUGUGAACGAGAGCAGUCUUUUUUGCAAGACGAACAAGCGCAACUGAGCCCCACCCCUGAUGCUGAGAGUGUCAACAUCUGGCAAAGGCAUGAGAAGCACGAUGUAAGUCAUGGAGGACACAGCUUGUUGGACAGCUUUGGCACAGACUCCAUCGUUUCGCACUGUGUUUGCUUUGGUAUCCAUGGCAACCAGAAAAACGAGUGCUCUUGGAACGGCACAUCCUUGGCCGACGAGGAGGCAGUGAGACGAGGACGCCGCGGGCGGGCGCCUGAUAGCCGCUUGUGUGGCAGGCAAGCUGGAGUUCGCAGAAGUGACUGCAGGACAGGAGGUUGCGAGUGGACUGCAGGACAGGAGAUUGCGGAGGCGACUCCAGAACAGGAGGCGACGACGACGCUGGAGCUGACGAUGGUGGCGUCGUGGGAAGGCCCGCUGGAGAUAAGGAUGGUGGAGUUUGAAGAGCGACAGCAGCAGGUGGCUAUGCUGGAGAUGGAGCUGGAUGCAAGACUGGCGGUGGUGGUCGUGCAGGAGGUGGCGGCGUCGCUGGACAUAAGACAGGCAGCGGAGGCCAUGCAGGAGGUAGCGGCCUGGCUGGACACGGGACAAGCGGCAGAGGCCGCUCAGGAAUUCCUCAAGCACUUUUCUCUCAAAUUCUUCACCUGUGUAUUCCAUUGCGAAAUCACUUGUUGGCUCGAGAAUUCUGUCUGCGCUUGCGGGGCCGCAUGUUAG